UGGUAUGAUUCUCGCUUUGGGUGCGAGAGGUCCCGAGUUCGAUUCUCGGAAUGCCCCCUUUUCUUUUAAAAAUCAUUUAUUUAUUUUAUAUUAUUAUUUUCUUUUGAAGCAUUUAUUUUCAAGUAAAAAGCGCAUCAGCCAAAACUGAAAACGACAUAAAUAUAUUUCCCUCCAAAAACCUACACACGUCAGUUGAUUUCCCUCCAUUUCCCAAAAACCCUAACCCUCAAUUUCUUCUCUCUCAUUUGAAAUCCUCCAUUGGUGUUCUUAGAUGUGUGCGGUAAUGAGCUCUCUUGGGGGCGACAAUGGCGGUAAUAAUCCUACAAAAAUGAACUCACUUGUUGAUGACGACUCCGAUAGCGAAACCCAGAGCUUUGAUAGCCAUAGUACGAACCCAGCAUUUUUCGGUGGAGAAGUUAAAGUUGGUGAUAGCGUUGCUGAUGAGCCAUUACAGGAUACUAUGCUUCUUGAUAAUUUUUGGACGUUUGAAGAUGCAUUCGAUACCCAAGUAGUAGAUCUUGCUGAUGAAACCCAAGUCAUGGAUUUUGGCGGAGAGACUCAAGACGUGAAUCUAUGCGGUGAAACUCAAGACGUGAAUCUAUGCGGUGAAACUCAAGACGUGAAUGUGUGCGGUGAAACUCAAGCUUUGGAUGAUGUCGAUUACGGGGAGUGUAUGGAUACCCAAUUAUUAGAUGUGUUUGAUGAUACGGAUGUUAGAAAGAGCGAUGGUGAAGAAACUGACGGUACUGAAGUUUUGGGUGAUGAUGAUGAUUUAUCCGAUGAUGUAUUUGUAAGAGAAAAUGGCGCUAGAUCAGUGGAUAAGGGAAAGGGUCAAUGUUCUUCUGUAAGCAAUUACAGCGAGAAAGAACCAAUAGAGCAACCCAAAGCUUCAUGCAAUGAACAUAACAAUUCAGGGUCUCAGUCUAUGCAAUUUACCUCAGUUGGUGCAGCAUCUUUGCGGGCCUCUGGAAUGGCUGCUCGCAAUUCUUUAAAGGGUCCCCACAGUUUCUUGCCUUCUAUUUCAAAUAUUGAUCCAUCCUCGAAGAAUGAUGUUCGUGAUAAUGCAAUUAUAACAAUGGAAUCUGGAAAGGAUGGUUGUCAGGAGGAAGAUCUUGAAAGCAGUGUAAUGGUAAAUGGAUCAAGCAUGCCCAGAGUUGGUAAUUUGACAGCAAGAAAACUUUUUACGGAGAAUGUAGAUUAUGAAAAUGAGAAUCUUCCUUAUGAUACGAGUAGGGCAGACGGAGAAAAUUUGAUACAGAUGUCAGCUUGUGAUCAGGCAGGUUUGAGCUAUGUUGAGUCUCAGGAACCUGGAGAACUAUCACAAGCCAAUGCUCUUAAUUUUGUGGAUAGAUUUCUUAAAGAGAAUACUGAAGAGUUUGAUAAAGAAGUUUACCAUGGAAAUAGUACUGUGGGAAAAUCAAAACUUGUUUCAAGUGUAAAAGGUCCACAAAUGUUGGCGAAGAAAGUUAAUUUUAAAAGCAUGAUUGGUGAAUUUAACAUUUAUGAUUGGGAUGAUAAUCGUGAAGAUGAAGGAGGGGGUGACAUUCUCCGCCGAAGAAAGGAAGAUUUCUUUGGUGGUGGAAGGCUGGGAAGGAGGCCGUCAAAAUCUGGAGUUAUCAGAUCAGAAGAGCAGAAGGAUUCUAAAAAAUUGUUGAAUGGCAAUAAUAAAAAGAUGGAUGGGUUUAAUUCUGAUUCGAAAUUAAUAUCACACAAUCUUAAUUCCAAUGAUAAGUUGUUGUUUGAUUCUGAAAGGACCUUUAAAAGGAAUCUCAUCAAUGAGUUGGAUGAACAAUCCGAUCUUGGCUUUAAGGAUGAAAAGGUGGAAAAUAAUGCUACUAAGACAUAUGUGCCAGAUAUGUUUGAUGUGGGUGUUGAUACUCAAAUGGCUGCCGAAGCCAUGGAAGCCUUAUUUUGUGGUGAGGACAAUGCAAAGUUUGAUAUUAAUGAUGAUUGUCAAGGUGUCAAAAGUGAUAUUAGUCACAAAGCUCAGAGACGGUCGUCAAGAAAAAGAUCUUGUGUCAUUGAUGCAGGGUUUGCUACAAAGCAGUCGAAGAAAACUAAGAGUAUUGGCGCUGACAUAAAUGAUGUGUCAUUACUUUCACGUGCCAAGCAGUCUAAGAAUGUGAGAAAACAGAGCAGGGCAGACCCAGGUAUAAAAAAAUCAGAGAGAGCCAAAGAAAAUGAAGAACACCUUAACAAUAACGAAAGCGGAACCUUCAAGAAUAUACCUUGCGAAAGUACUUGGAAAAGGAAGGAAGAAUGUUCAAAUAUUCAAGAAAAGGUUAUAACUCCCAUUGCACGUCGAACUAGACGAUCAAUGGGAGCAAGUAAUCAUGAAAACACUGAGAUAGAGUCUUUUGAGAGAAGAGGGAAGAUGAAGGUUGUUGCUGCCAAUGAGAAAAGUAAUAAAGCGGGAGGCUUCCAGACUUCUAAAGGGUUGAGUUCAAGAGAUGCUCAGUGCAGUAAAAAUGAAAGUAGCAAGCGAAACCUACAUGAAAAAUUUGCAGAUAUGACAUCUUUUGCCAAUGGCAACAUGAAUGGUGCAUUAAGCUUUCCCAAAGCAAGAAGAUCUAGUAGAAUUUUGUCGCGCCAGAGUAAUAACAUUGAUAAUGUUGAUGAUCUAUCUGUGCCAUCUGUACAGCCAGAAGUCUUACAGAGUAGCAAUGGGAGUGGGCACACAACACUUAAUGAAUUUGCAAAUGUAGCAGCUAUUAAUAAUAGCAGCAACAAGAUUGGUACAUUAAGUUUUCCCAAAGCGAGAAGAUCUGUUCGAAUCUCUUCCCGUCAGGUUAAUAACUCUGAUAAUGUUGCUGAUGCGCCUGUGCCAUCUGCUCAGCCAGAAGUCACUGGGAGUGGGCAUACAAGGUCAUGCAGACAAACGCGAUCAUCGUUAUGUGAUCAUCCAGUUACGUCUUCUGUAGAGCAUCAUUUGGAAGGAAAAUAUCCGGAGGAAAUAAAAGAUGGAAUGUUUUCCAGAAAAGCCGAAAGUGGGGAAAGAGGUGCCAGGUUGGCUGAAACACCAGGGGAGAAAUCUAAACCAUCUGACUCAUCAUGUACUACUCCAAUUAACUGUAAGAUACCUAUCAGUGAUGUGUCACCCAUCUGUAUAGGUAAUGAAUACGUUGACAAAUCAAGUAAGAGAAGCUUCUCAACAUCAUUUUUUUUGAAAGAAAUCCGCAGUUUAAGUGAUGCCGGACCUCAAGCUACUAGUGUGUCAAAAGUGCUACGAAAAAGGAGAGAAGUAACGGAUAUUCGAGUCCUAUACAGUCAUCACUUGGAUGAUGAUAUAAUUAAACAUCAAAAGAAGAUAUUAGCCCGUCUUGGAGUGUCCGUAGCAUCCUCUAUUACAGAUGCAACACACUUCAUUGCUGAUCAGUUUGCACGCACAAGGAAUAUGUUAGAGGCUAUUGCUUCUGGUAAACCAGUGGUGACAUCGUUAUGGAUUGACAACUGCGGUCAAGCCAAGUGUUUCUUAGAUGAGAAAAAAUACAUUCUUAGAGAUUCGAAAAAAGAAAAGGAAAUUGGCUUUAGCAUGCCGGCUUCGUUAGCAUGUGCAUCUCAGCAUCCAAUAUUACAGGGCUUGAGAGUCUUGGUUACCCCAAACACAAAGCCUGGAGUAGAAAUAAUUUCAAAUCUGGUGAAGGCAGUUCAGGGCCAGGCAGUUGAGAGGAUAGGCAGGUCUGCACUGAAAGAUGGUGCCUUUCCAGAUGAUCUGUUAGUUCUAUCUUGUGAAGAAGACUAUGCAAUUUGUGUGCCUUUCCUUGAAAAAGGAGCAACAAUUUACAGUUCAGAGCUGUUACUGAACGGAAUUGUUACUCAGAAGUUGGAGUAUGAAAGGUACAAGCUAUUCACAAAUCAUGUCAAGAAAACUCGUUCUACAUUAUGGCUGAGGAAAGAGGGCAGCAAGUUCCUUCCUGUGAAUAAAACCAAAGCAAGUUAAAUUUUGUUUCUUUGCAUCAAUGCCCUCUUUUCCUUUGUGCAUAUAUUGUAUAUGUUUGUGUGUGUAAUGCCUCAUAUUGUUUUCCCCUUCGUCUUUGUUGUAAAAAUAGGUUUUUGCAUAAAUAAUAUUUUUUCUUUUCCCUUUCCAAAAUGCUCAAGUAAAUCAUCUUUUUGAAUAAUUGCUAGUAAGAAAUUUCUAACGACGAACUUGGUUAUAUAAAUUAAAUAGUAAUAUUCGAUUGAAAA
Messenger RNA from Cannabis sativa, 4185 nucleotides. RefSeq lists its product as uncharacterized. The transcript has 9 exons. The record is from RefSeq and is a predicted model, not a curated record. Lineage: Eukaryota; Viridiplantae; Streptophyta; Magnoliopsida; Rosales; Cannabaceae. Bases 272 to 3940 code for a protein of 1222 amino acids.